AUGUGGCUGCAGGUCAGAACAUGCCCAGAUCUCUCCUUUGCAAUCAACCUUCUCUCCCGAUACGAGGCAAACCCCAGUCCGACACACUGGAAAGCACUCCAGCACGUACUCACGUACAUCAAGGGCACUAUUCACUACAAGAUCACCUACGACCCAAACUCUCCUGACAGCCUUAACAUCUCUGGAUACUCAGACUCAGACUAUGCUGGUGACCCUGACACCAUGCGCUCUACUAGUGGGUAUGUCUUUACCAUGGCUGGUGGACCAGUCACAUGGAGCUCAAAGCGACAGCCAACCACUGCAUCAUCCACCACUGAGGCAGAGUACAUGGCCCUGAAUCGGGCCUGCCAGCAGGCUAUCUACAGUGACAAUAAGGGCUCUGUCGACCUGGCAAAAAAUGUGAAGGGCAUCACAAAGGCGAAACACAUCCACAUAAAACACCACUACAUUUGCGAACGGGUCAAUGAAUGUGAGGUGGAUGUCAUCCAGAUUCUGACAGAAUCAAAUGUUGCAGAUAUACUGACAAAGCCGCUACUGUGGGCAACACACAAGAAGUUUGUCCAUGCACUACAGCUCAACACUGCCACCAACACGUAG
Molecule: messenger RNA, 597 nt
Organism: Cyclocybe aegerita
Lineage: Eukaryota; Fungi; Basidiomycota; Agaricomycetes; Agaricales; Hemipholiotaceae
Source: the annotation of a GenBank genome assembly